This is a messenger RNA of Archocentrus centrarchus (flier cichlid), 2619 nucleotides long. RefSeq names its product upstream transcription factor 2, c-fos interacting (gene usf2). Bases 431 to 1408 code for a protein of 325 amino acids. The record is from RefSeq and is a predicted model, not a curated record. Gene Ontology annotation, molecular function: DNA-binding transcription factor activity, RNA polymerase II-specific; protein dimerization activity; RNA polymerase II cis-regulatory region sequence-specific DNA binding. The transcript is spliced from 11 exons. Lineage: Eukaryota; Metazoa; Chordata; Actinopteri; Cichliformes; Cichlidae. Gene Ontology annotation, biological process: regulation of transcription by RNA polymerase II.
UGAGCGCAUGUCGCAGCCGCUUUGCGCGGACUAACUGCAGCUGUGCGCCGAAGGGCAGCAAACCGAGGACACCGAGCGCAGAAAGAAAUCCAUUUAAAAGCAAACUGAGCUCAAUCCGCGCAUUCAGCUCAGAGUUUAGAAGAUAAUAACGCUCCUAACCCCGGACUCGGAGCAGUAUCACCGCCUCCGCGAAGUUGCGCAAAAACCCGGACUGUUUUUUUUUUUCCUUUUUUUUCCAUUUCCCGCACAGACGCAGACAGCUCCGUCCUGCUCUUCGGCGGCCUCCAUUUUAGCUCCUUGCCCGGUCGGCGCCUCACGUGUCCUGGACUGUCUUCCUCACAUGACCCGUGUGUUUGUCCCCGUGAUCAGCGCUUCCAUCUCCGUAAUUCUGUGUCGUUGAAUAUCGGCGUUUUACACCCGCGAAAGCUUCAUGGAUAUGCUGGAGCAGAGUCUGGACAGUUCGGCGAGUCACGACAAACAGGAAACCGAGGAGGUGGUGCAGCUACAGGAAGGGGAGGCGGUGGGGGCGGACGAGCAGACCGCAGUGACCAUCGCCGGGGUCCCUCAGGCUGCAUUUGCUGACCACAACGUGCAGUACCAGUUUCGUACAGACAGCAGCGGAGGACAGGUGACCUAUCGUGUGGUUCAGGUCACAGAUGACCAAAUAGAAGCAGCAGCUGAUGGGACCGGAGCCGUCAGCGUCGUCUCCACUGCAGCGUUUGCUGGAGCCCCUCAGGCAGUGGCGCAGGCUGUCAUCCAGAAUCCUUUCAGCAACGGCGGCAGUCCUGGCGGGGAGACCGUGGGAGGGGAAACACGGUUUGCUUAUUUCCCCGCAGCCACCGUCAGCGAUGGAACGGCCGUGUCGGUGCAGGCCACUGCCGACCCAGCGAUUACACAGGCAGGAGGACAGUUUUACGUGAUGAUGAGCCCCCCAGAGGUGCUGCAGACGGCAACCCAACGUACCAUUGCGCCACGCACACACACCUACACUGCAGACCUCGGUGAAAGCGAGAUGUUGCAGCAUGGCAGUUCAAACUGGAAAGUAGAUGGUCCACGGGCACCGAGGGAUGAGAGGCGAAGAGCACAGCACAAUGAAGUGGAGAGAAGAAGAAGAGACAAGAUUAAUAACUGGAUUGUCACGCUGUCAAAAAUCAUCCCCGACUGCAGCGUGGACAGCCGAACCGGAGCGAGUAAAGGAGGCAUCCUGUCCAAAGCCUGCGACUACAUCCGCGAGCUGCGCCAGAAUAACCAGCGGCUGCAGGAGAGUUACAAAGAGGUGGAGCGAGUCGAGAUGGACAACGAGCUGCUUAGACAACAGAUUGAAGAGUUAAAGAAUGACAACGCGCUGCUUCGAGCACAGCUGCAGCAGCACGGUAUAGAAAUCAAUGGAGAUGCAACACCUCAGUGACUGUGGACUAGACAAGUGCAGCAUCACAAACACAGUGUCGCAUCCUCCCACUCAGCUGAGCGACACCAGGAGAGGAGAGCGGAGAGAGAAAAAAAAAGAAGAAGAAAGGAGACGAUUCCCACGUGAAAUUGGACCAGAGAAACACAAACACCGAAGGACCGCAAACUUCAAACGUCUCCCCGAAAAGCUGAACGCUCUGAAAUCCGUUAACCGAGUAGCUAACUGAACCUCUCACUUCUGCUUCGAGGAAAUCGACCUCUGCACCGCACCGCCGCGCUCGCGCCAAGCUUUCUUUUUACUUUAAAUUAUGAACCUGCAACAGAAAUUUUAUUUUUACUGCCGUCACCUUUUUAUCAUGAUGCAAACUCCUUCCAUUUUUUUUUUUUUUUUGACAUGCUGUGUUUGAAAGUGCGAAAUGGUCCCAUUUUGAUUUAAUUUAUUAGUGCUUAAGGAAUGUGUACACAGAAAAAAAAAAUAUGUCUCCAGAAAUGAACAAAUAAUGAGCAGAUCAGAUAUUUUGAUCCUGCUCAUGACUGUUACUAAGAAUAUUCUUACUGUCGGUGGAGCUUUUGUUUUAUUUCUGCCUCUCUGCUGUUCCACACACCAGAGCGAGCUCACAGACAUCGUCCAACUUCAUCAAACCUAUAAUAAUUUUUGCCCGAGUGUGGGUCACUUUGACAUCGUGGGCGUGGAGGUUUUUAUUUUUAGUGUAAGGCCUUAAUAGAUGCCUGCUGGAGAGUCUAGGUGUUAACAAAGCUCAGGUAAUUGGGAAGAUGCACUGGCGAGUGGUUCCCACGUUCAAUGACGUCCUUAUAUAAAGAAUUUAGCUCUCGUGUGUGUGUCCCCGUUACGUGCAGUGUACAGAUAACAGAUGAUUUUUCAAGGUGAAUCAUCUCAGUCGGGCAUUAAACCAUGGUUUGGUUGUGUAUCUGCUUAAUAGGUCACUGGAAUACAGGUGAGAGCGUGUGAGGUGCUGGUUUGAAACCAUCCUCUGCUCUGGCCCACCAGUCCUGCUGCAUUUUGGUGACUUUUUCUUUUCCCUUUAUUCCUUCCUGCUCACACUUUGGGAACCACUGCUGCUGAUUCAUGACCACAGAACAGCCGUGGUCAGGGAGGGGAUUAGAGUGAUAUAGUUAUACCUAACUAGAUUUUUGUCUACACUGAAAGUCACCACAGCAUGGAAAUAUAACCACUGGCAUGACUAAUUCUGA